AUGCAUUUAUUUUGGUAUUAUUCAACGUUUCUACUUAUAUUUUUACCCAAACGCUGGCCUCUGUUUUCUGAGGCCAGGGAACUUGUUAAUGCGCCAAUUGAAGAAAAUGACAAAUUAGAAGAUUCAUCUCCCGAUCGAAUAUUAACCUCGCCAUCAAAAUAUUUCCUUGUAAAUGCUUCCCAGAAUCUGAGAGUCGAAAAUCAAUCGGAAACCUUUUCACCGGAAAUGAAGUUGGUGUACAAUAAAAAGCCACUGGAAAAGACGAAGAAACUAAAGGAGUACAAAGAGAAAGAAGAGGCGAUGGAAGCAGAACAAAUGAAGAAAGACGAUUAUGACGAUGAUUACUUGCUCGAUGAUGACAUGAUUAUACACAAACGUUGGCGUAAAGUUCGAAAGCGGAGAUCAGCAAAGACAAAAGCAAUCAGAACUUUUUUGGCUGCUAACGUCGAAGUUUGUGUUAUCGUCGAUUAUAAAUUAUACAAAAUCUUUUUGGAAAGAACAGGAUUAGAUCAUCGAAGAACCAUCGGUGACAUAAAGCGAUAUUUCGCUGCGAUCAUUGCAAUGAUGAACGAGAGAUUCAAGGGAAUAAACGAGCCGGCUCUGUCAAUCAAAGUGAUGUUUUCUAAUAUCCUUAUCGCUCAGAGCGUCAUGGAAUCAUCGUGGACAGAACGCCAUCGAACAAUCGUCAAUAAUGAGGAAGUAAUCAAUGCCACUGAAGUGAUGAAAUCGAUCUCUAAAUGGAUAUCUACCGACAGAUUAGGGAAAUAUGAUCAUGUUAUCAUUUUCAGCGGUUACCCAAUGGUGAACACAAAUGGAGAUGUUCUGAAAGGUCUAGCAUUUGUCGGCAACAUUUGCGAUCGGCAAAUGUCGGUCUCUUUGGUAAACGACAAUGGAAACUUUCAAUCGGCUGGGGUUGCCGCUCAUGAGCUCGGACACAGUUUGGGAGCACAUCAUGAUGGCGUUUCAGAUAACAAAGACUGUUCGGCGCUACACAAUUACAUUAUGUCUCCAAAUGAAUACAAUGAUGAACAAACGCGCUAUAAUUAUAUGUACCUGUCAAAGUGCUCAAUACGACAAAUUAAAAAAGUACUCAGGAGUGGAAAUGCCGAGUGUCUCUUUGACAAACCACGAAACAUUUACACAUACGAUUUGAGAAAAUAUCCACCAGGAAGGAGUUAUUCUGCGAAUGAACAAUGUAAAAUGAUUUACGGCAAGAAUUCAGGCACUUGCAAUCAAACCCGAUUAUUAGACAAAAUGUGUUUCACUUUGUGGUGUAAAGACCCAAUCCAGACAGAAACAUGUCGUGCCAUGGGAGGUGUCCGUGCAGUCCCUGGAACAAAAUGUGAUACUGAUAAGAUGUGUUGGCGAGGAAGUUGUAUAGACGAAUUCAGAAGGAAGAAACCACAAUGUUUAGCAAAAUCAAAAAACUGCAAGGGCCGUGAUAAGAAUCGCCAAUACUGUAGUCGUCUCAUCAAAUUGAACCCGUACGCAUGUCAGCGUGGCGAAGUGAUCAAAUAUUGCUGUCAGACAUGCAAACGAUGUCAUAAGCGACGUUCUCGUAGGAGGAGAAAAGUCAGAAGGAGAAGGGCAAGAUCUCGAGCUUUUUCAUCAUGA
This is a messenger RNA of Acanthosepion pharaonis, 1614 nucleotides long. Lineage: Eukaryota; Metazoa; Mollusca; Cephalopoda; Sepiida; Sepiidae. The record is from the annotation of a GenBank genome assembly.